This is a messenger RNA of Vigna umbellata (rice bean), 2171 nucleotides long. RefSeq names its product putative glucuronoxylan glucuronosyltransferase IRX7. Gene Ontology annotation, molecular function: glycosyltransferase activity. Gene Ontology annotation, biological process: glucuronoxylan biosynthetic process. NCBI's taxonomy places the organism in Eukaryota, Viridiplantae, Streptophyta, Magnoliopsida, Fabales, Fabaceae. The record is from RefSeq and is a predicted model, not a curated record.
CACCAUGUGACCUAACAAACAAUCUCUCUCUUUUGCACACGCUCUUUGUUCCCUCAAUAAUUAGGGAAUAAUCGAAAUUAGGAAGACACCAAAUCCCUGUAACAAAAUAACACAGCCCAUAACCAUUUUUUCUUUCAACACAAUACUUUAAUCCCACCCUCACUUUUCCCUGAUAAAAAAUUGACAAACCCCCUUUGUUUAUUUUCUAGGCAAAAACGAAGUGCUAACAACACAACACAAAACAAAACACCCCUGUUUGGUUUCUCCUCCCGUCACUGUUUCUUCUUUUCUACUUCUUCUCGCACCCGAACAAGAUAGCAGUUCCUCAACCACCUUGAUCCUCUCCAUAUCUUGCUUGUUUUCCUUUUCCCUCUGAAUUUAAAUGAAAUGGCUCUGCACAAAACACCCCCAAAUAGCAGGGGGUACUAUGUUAAGAUGAAGCUCCUUCACAAACAUGGAAGACCUCAUCACCACCAAGAAAAAAACUGCUUUUACAAAUACUACAAAUGGCUUCUAUGGCUCUCUCUUUCCCUUUAUUUCUUCACUUCCUACCUCAUCAGCAACAACAACCACGCCAAACAACCCUCUCACCACCAAACACCUCAUGUCUCCAGAACUCUCAUUGAAUCAAACAACACAGCUCCUUCGCAGUCUCUGCACUCUCGAGGGUCUUCGUCGCUGAAGAACUUGAAGGUGUUUGUGUACGAUCUUCCGCCCAAGUACAACACCGAUUGGUUAUCGAACGAGAGGUGUAGUAAGCAUUUGUUUGCGUCGGAGGUUGCCAUUCACAGGGCUUUGUUGACCAGCGAGGUCCGCACGUUUGACCCUUACGAAGCUGACUUUUUCUUCGUACCCGUUUAUGUCUCUUGCAACUUCAGCACCGUCAAUGGCUUUCCCGCGAUUGGUCACGCGCGCUCCCUCAUCGCGUCCGCGGUCAGCCUCCUGUCCUCGGAGUACCCUUUCUGGAACCGGAGCAGGGGCUCCGACCACGUCUUCGUCGCCUCGCAUGACUUCGGCUCGUGUUUCCACACGCUGGAGGACGUGGCGGUGGCUGAUGGCGUCCCAGAGAUUAUGAGAAACUCGAUCGUGUUGCAGACGUUUGGCGUUGUGUACGAGCACCCAUGUCAGAAGGUUGAGCACGUGGUGAUUCCGCCGUAUGUUUCGCCGGAAAGUGUCCAGGACACGAUGGAGAACUCUCCGGUGAACGGACGGCGAGAUAUUUGGGUUUUCUUCCGAGGGAAAAUGGAACUUCAUCCCAAGAACGUUAGUGGAAGAUUUUACAGCAAGAAAGUGAGGACAAUGAUAUGGCGAAAGUUCAACGGUGACCGGAGGUUUUACCUACAGAGACACAGGUUCGCCGGUUACCAGUCAGAGAUUGCACGCUCGGUGUUUUGUCUGUGCCCUUUGGGGUGGGCCCCGUGGAGCCCGAGGCUGGUAGAGUCCGUUGCUCUGGGUUGCGUGCCGGUAGUUAUAGCGGACGGUAUCCGUCUGCCGUUUCUCUCUGCCGUGAAAUGGUCGGAGAUAUCGAUCACGGUGGCCGAGAGGGACGUCGGGAGGCUGGCGGAGAUACUGGAGCGCGUGGCAGCGACGAACCUGAGCACGAUUCAAAGGAACCUGUGGGACCCGGCGACCAGAAGGGCGCUACUUUUUAACAGCCAGGUUCGGGAAGGGGACGCCACGUGGCAGGUCCUACGUGCUUUGAGCGAAAAGCUUGACAGGUCCUACAGGGGUUCGAGGGUUUCACGCCAAUUGGAUUUUGACACGUAAGAGGUUUAAAAUCGGCGCCAAGUUGGUUCCUUGUUUGUUUCUUCACCCGUGCUCAUGACAUUACGCAGACAAAACACGGUGCUGCAUGGGAGAUAAAAAUAAGAAAUGAAUAAAUAAAUAAAUAAAUAUAGUAAAUAAUAAAAACAAGAUUUAGUGGAUGACAGCUGGAAUUUAUUCAGAGAUGGAAUUUAAUGACUCAUGCUGGGGCCCAUAGGGGAAGAUCAGCUUUACGACUUUCUUCGAGGUUCUUAAUGGUGACGUGGCUUAUGGCGAUGACAUGGCAAGAAUUGAUUGGAGGGAUUUGCGGUUUGGAGAAGAACUGUAAAAUAUCUCUAGGGUAGAUUUUGUAUAAUCAUUUUUGCUGUAAAUAGAUUUAAAAGGAUAUAUAAUACGAAUUUUUGAAA